AUGCAAGUGUAUGAUUUGCCGGCGGAAAUGGGGCACGGACAGGCGGCAGGUGACGCGAGGGACAAACGGGCAGUUACAGAGCCGCAUGGCCAGGCACGAGGCAAGAGAGCGUUGCGUAGACGCAACGAAAGUGCGACAACUCGCGCAUUCGGCGUAUCCACGUCCGCCUAUUUAUACGAGCUACCAGGCGGCUACAUGCGGAUCCACGAGGACCUAAUUCAGCGUUGCCGGCGUCCAUCAUGA
Molecule: messenger RNA, 243 nt
Organism: Protopolystoma xenopodis
Lineage: Eukaryota; Metazoa; Platyhelminthes; Monogenea; Polystomatidea; Polystomatidae
Source: the annotation of a GenBank genome assembly